AUGUCAGAUUUUGAUAAUGAAAACCCACUUUCUAAAUCUUCAUAUAGUCCACUUUCUAAAUCUUCAUAUACUCCACUUUCUCCUGUCAUCAUUGAACCUGUUAUUAGAACAUCUUUUACUUUUACGAAAAAACGAAUUUUAAUUGCUUGUACAAUUACAUUAUCAUUAGUUAUUAUACUAGUAAUUCUGUUCAAAAUUCCAAGUCGAUCAUCAUCUAGUAAAUCACAAUCAUCUACAAUAUUUGACACAACGACGAGUGCAACUAAAAUAUCUGACCUAACUACAAGUACAACUAUGCCAAAUCCAUCACCAAGAACAUCAAUAGAAGCACCUAUUUUUUCAUCAAAAUCAUGUUUUAUUCCAAAUGGAAAUGCAUCAUGGAGUAGAGUAUUUACAGUAUUUAUUAACCCAUCUAGUCAAUGUCUUUCAAGUGAAAAUGAAUUAUGUGGUCCAAGCGAUCUAUUUAUUGAUAAUAUUCAUGAUACUCUCUAUGUUGUUGAUAAGAAUAAUGAUCGAAUACUAAAAUAUUUGUUAAAUGAAAUCUAUGACACAGAAGUAGGUGCAACCGGUAUUACUGUUGCUAGUAACAAUCUUUUUUUACCACAAUCUAUUUUCGUUGAUACUAAUACAGAAGAUAUGUAUAUUAUGGAUCUUAUUCAAAAAGAAAAUCCUGAAAGAAGUUAUCUCUUCUAUCAAGUUCUCAUAUGGAAGAAAAAUGAUAAUGCUGGAAAAGUUUUGAUAAGUGAAGAAGCUGAUAUUUCAUUUGGGGUACUUUCUCAUCAUCUUACAUUGGAUAAAGAAAUGAAUAUAUAUGUUGGAACAGGAUUUUUUAUUAAGAAGUGGUUAGCAUCAACAGAUUAUAUGGAAAAAAUUAUUGUUGCUGGAAAGAAUGAAAUCUAUCCGAGACAAUCGACUGAUGUAUAUUACCCAAUGGGGUUUGUUGUUACCGAUGAUUUGACAUUAUAUAUAGCUGAUACACGAAAUAAACGUAUCCAAAAAUGGACAGUUAAUGGAACGGAAGGUACGACAGUAGCAGGAAACUUAACGUAUGUUACUGGAAUAACAAUGGAUUGUAAUCGAUAUCUUUAUUUUACUGUGGCAUUCAAUCUUGUUUAUCAAUUAAAUAUUGUGACCAAUAAGAAGCAAAUAAUUCUAGGAAAUGAAGAUGAUUUGAUAGAAAGCCUUCGUGAUCAGGCAAAUGUAAUUAAAUUUGAUAAAUUUGGAACAACAUCAUAUGAUAAUACAAAUGCACUUCAAUUUUGCGAAGAACAAUUAACUGUUCACGAAAAAUAUUUAUCAAAUCCAAAACAUAUUUCUAUUGGUCGAUAUCAUCAAGUAUUGAGAUUUUAUCGAAAUAUUUAUCCACUUAAGCAUAUGACAUUGAUUGAAAUGGAAGAAGAAUUAAUACAAUUGGAAACAAUGACAGAAACAUGUGACAACACAGUAGAAGAAAAUAUUCUCGAACAAACUUCUUUUUUAACUAAUAAUCAAAAUGAUCAGCAAGACCAAGACGAAGAUGAUCCGUUAUUAGAUUCAAAUCAUAAUAACCCACCUACUGUAAUUAGAACAUCUAUUUUAACGAAAAAACGAAUUUCAAUUGCUUGUGCAGUUACAUUAUCAUUAGUUAUUAUACUAGUAAUUCUGUUCAAAAUUUCAAGUCGAUCAUCAUCUAGUAAAUCACAAUCAUCUACAAUAUUUGACACGACGACGAGUACAACUAAAAUACCUCCCAUAACUACAAGUACAACUAUACCAAAUUCAUCACCAACAACAUCAACAGAAGCACUUACUUUUUCAUCAAAAUCAUGUUCUAUCCCAUCUGUAAAUGCAACAUGGAAUACACAAGGUACACUAUUUAUUAAUCGACAUGGUCGAUGUCUUUCAAAUGAAAAUGAAUUAUGUGAUCCAAGCGAUCUAUUUAUUGAUAAUAUUCAUGAUACUCUCUAUGUUGUUGACACGAAUAACGAUCGAAUACUAAAAUAUUUGUUAAAUGAAAUCUAUGACACGGAAGUAGGUGCAACUGGUAUUACUGUUGCUAAUCAAGAUCUUAUUUCACCACAAUCUAUUUUUGUUGAUACUAAUACAGAGGAUAUGUAUAUUAUAGAUUUUGGUCAAAAAUACGCAAGUAGAUUACAAUAUCAUGCAUCUUAUCGAAUUCAUUUAUGGAAGAAAAAUGAAAAUGAUGGAAAAAUUUUAAUAAGUGAAGAAGGUGAAUAUUUAUUUGGGCAAGCUCGCCCUCAUCUUACAUUGGAUAAAGAAAUGAAUAUAUAUAUUGGAACAAGAUUUUAUAUUAGGAAGUGGUUAGCAUCAACAGAUUAUAUGGAAAAAAUUUUUCUCGCUGGAAAGAAUCAGUACAAUCCAAACCAAAUGACUGAUUUAUUCGAUCCAGUGGGGUUUGUUGUUACCGAUGAUUUGACAUUAUAUAUAGCUGACUGGAACAAUAAACGUAUUCAAAAAUGGACAGUUAAUGCAACGGAAGGUACGACAGUCGUAGGAAAUUUAACGUAUGUUAUAGCAAUAACAAUGGAUUGUAAUGGAUAUCUUUAUUAUAUUGAUACAUAUAAGUAUACUAUUACUCAAUUAAAUAUAGUGACAAAUCAAAGUCGAAUUAUUGGUGGUUUUCAAGAUGAUUUAAAAAAACUUAUGCUUCAUUCGCCAACCGCAAUUCGAAUUGAUAAAUUUGGUAAUCUUUUUCUUCUCGAUGGUAACAAAGUAUAUAAGUUGUCUAUCGUGCAAAAAUAA
Adineta steineri is the source of this 2742-nucleotide messenger RNA. The record is from the annotation of a GenBank genome assembly. NCBI's taxonomy places the organism in Eukaryota, Metazoa, Rotifera, Eurotatoria, Adinetida, Adinetidae.